Messenger RNA from Porites lobata, 5465 nucleotides. The record is from the annotation of a GenBank genome assembly. NCBI's taxonomy places the organism in Eukaryota, Metazoa, Cnidaria, Anthozoa, Scleractinia, Poritidae.
UGCAAAAGGCAAAUGGCGGUAGAAUAAAAGCUUUGUGGGGACACAUUCGGUUUAUGGAUUCAAAGGCUUUUUAAGUAGCCGAAAUGGCAACAAGCAAAAAAAAGAAAAAAGGAUUGAAAACAGCUCCUUUCGAUACUUACAUUAACAUAUCUUGCACGGGAGAAAAGUUCUUGCUAAAGAAUGUCCACGCCGAAAUGAAGAUUCGCGAACUCAAAUGUUACGCCGAACUUGUCGUUGGAAUUCCUUACAAUUUACAGCGGUUACAGUACCUCGAUGAGGGAGAUAUGCUGGACGAUUCCGAUUUAAGACAUAACGAUGUUGUGGCUGGCGCAACGAUUAAUUUAAAGCUCUGGAGAUCGUGGGAUAACUUAGUAGCUGCUGUCUGUCGAGGCACCAUAGAUCAAGUGCUCAAGGAAGGAGUUGCGCUGGAGAAAGCUUGGGAAUCUUUAGACCCGACGAUUUACAGAAACAAAGUCUCCAUCGCUAAGGACAGAGCUUCGGUAGCUCUUUUUAUCGCUGCACAUCGCGGUCGUAUUAAUUUAAUAAGAAGUUUAAUAGACAACACCGAAGCUGAUGUGAACAUGAAAAGCCCAUUUGGUCGAACGCCACUGCACGCAGCUUCUUCGCAAGGGCAUUCGAACGCAAUAGAUCUGAUGUUAGAAAAGGGCGCAUCCAUGGACGAAAUAGACGUACAAGGCAAAUCAGCUUUGAUGGUGGCGAGUCAAUGGGGUUUUAAAGACAGCGAAAGGCAUUUAUUUCUGUUCCAGUGGCAAACAAGAGCUGCUAAAACAAAGCCCAAGAGAAGGAGCAAGUCGUUGAUGAUGCAUCAACAAUUUGAUUCGGCUUAUCCUACAUGGUUAAAAGGAAAAUACGCACAGGUUUACUUUUGUCAAACACUCCCCCCGGGAGAAUUUGCUGGUACGGGAAUCAGUGCCCCAAGGAGGAGGGCAGUGGAGCCCGGAAACCAGUUACAGUACGAGGAAUCUUUUCUUGAACAGUCUUCUGACGAGUUACCUCCCAUUAGUGGAGCGGUAGAUUAUGAUGGUAAGUUCUUUUCGCACCAUGUAAGGGAAUCUGCAUCCUUGAAGACCCAAGGGAAGUCAGUGAGUUGAAAGUUUUCGCCUGUUCUUGAAAACUUCCAUCGUGCCUCUUCUCCCGACCUGAGUGACUGACCCUUGGUCUCCGAGGAUAGGGAAUCUAGGAAAUGUUUGCGAGUCAAAUCUGGUAUCCGAGACAUUUUUGCUUGUGGAAUCCAGAGUUCUGGGCAUUAGAAUCCCAAGGAUACGGCUCAAAGAAUCUGGAUCCCACUAACUGGAUUGAAAUCUCGAAUCCAACUUCCACUGACAAAGAAUCUGUCAUCCAGCACCUGGAAUCUACAAUCCACAGGGUGGAAUCCAGAAUCCAAGACUGUCCUGGAUUCCCUUUAAUACAUGACCGGGCAAUUCUUUGGUGGGUGCUCAGAAUGUUGACUGUUCAGAUAACCAACUUGUAUUCUUGAAAACAAGUAGGAUAUGAGAACAGUCAACUCUCUUGCACCAAAACAGACACAAUUAGGGCCUGCAACAAGUGUCUGUCUUAGAGUGAUGUCAGUCAUACAGAGAGUCAAAUAUAUAGGAGUAAGGAAAGGAAGGGACUGGCCCUAGGUCACUGUCUGAUUUACUGAGGUGUCUGUUUAGAGAAAUGACUUUACUCUGAAAAAAACUCACUCAAGAUAGGACUCAAGAUCAAACUUGGUCAUUCAAGUUUUAUCCCUCCCCCCUUCUUACGGAUCAAGGGCAUAAUUCCAACAGGUUUUGAGUACUUCUGCUCCCCCCCCCAUUCCCCCCUUCCUCCCAAUUGCGGCACCCUCAUAUAGGCAAAUCUAGAUCUUUAGGGAUAAAUAAUAGAGAUUCUGACAGGAGCUGUACAGCGUACUUGGAAUCUAAGUCAACUUCACUACUUAUUAACUUACUUACUUACUUACUUGAGCUGGUAAUCAUCUCGAGCCCUCCUGACAAAAUAUUUCCACAAUGCCUGAUUGAGCAUGGCAUCUCUCAUUUCUCUAGUUCUCUCCAGUCCAGUGUCAGCCUUGGUGGUAUAGAUGCACAUAGUUGGUGGUGAUGAAUGGUCAAUGAAAAUUUUUAACUGCUCGCAAAAUUUUACCUUUGCUCAAUUUGCUCGCAAAAUUUAAACGAGUGCUCGCUUGCUCGUGCUCCCAAAAUUUUUGCAGUUGCUCGCAAACUCGCUUUCUUGUCACUAUUGCUCGAAGUUUUAUAAAUCCUUCUUUGGGUUAAAGUAAAUGUAAUUCUGUAUGGUGCUUAAUUCCUAUAAAUAUGGCUAUGAAGUUCAGUGGAAAUGCGCACGAUAAAUGACAACGAUAAAUAAUAAAUUAGCUAAUCUAGCUUAUAUGGUUAUAUAUGGUUGUUCUUCUUGUGACCUUUGCUUUCUGAUCCGUACAAACACGUGCGUGAUGAAGUGAAGCGAAAAUGUGACGUCAUCUGGCAUCAAACGCAACUGUAAUUGGUUAGAUCUCGAUAAGGUGUCACUCAAACUAGUUUCAAAGAACUUGAUACGCUCUAAAUUAAAACCCUGUUUAAAAAUCGAUUAUUUUCUGUUUUAUUUUAAAGAAAAGGAUUUCCAUAUGGAUUGCUGCAAGCAGAAAAUAUAAGAAGUGCUCGGUGCUUGCAAGUUGUACUCUCUAAACUGCUCGCUGCUCACAAAGCAAUUUUUUUAUCUCUGCUCAUGCUCGCAAAAAAAUCGCAGUGCUCGGCAUGCAAAGACCACUCGUCACCCGUAUAGUUGACUUGCUCCACCUUGGUUUGGGUGACCAUAUGGGGGUCAAUUCAAUCCCAAGCUGGCAAAAUAGUGAUGCUCAUUCCCUCUAUAUGAGCUGAAAUUCAAGAUUCUGACAGGGUCUUAAUACAGAACCUACUAACAAAAUUAAUGGCUUUCAUCGGGUAAGGAGGAAGGGGUGGUUGGGUUGCAGACAUAAAUUCAACCAUUGCACCAAAGUGGGUGAUUAUGUCUAACCACAAGUGAACGAUGGGUCAAGAUGCUGAUUAGGAAAGACUUUCAGGAAGACGGGUCACAACCAUUCUAUUGAUUAAUUGAAUAUCCAAUUCUAUGUCCCCAUAUUGACCAUGAAAGGCAGUUGUACUUUCACCCCUACUCCAGGCCCAUGGUGAACACUGAGAAAAAAUGCAAUGUUUCUACAAGCCCUUAUUAAAAUUUUCAAAAAAUGCAAAAUAAUAAAAGUAUGAAAUAAAAAAAUAAAUGAACAAGAAAGAAAACCCUUAAAUUUAAGUCUAUGAGUAUUCAGUUACAGAUAAACUUAGUUAAGAAAUGUCUAUUUUUUUCCUUUGGAUAACCAAUUGACUGGACAUGGAUCCCUCUUUUCAUUCCAACCAAUGACUUUUAAAAUUCUGCCUUAUUUCCUUAUUUCCCCCUUAGUUACAAGAUACAGCAUGGGCGGGUCAGUGCGACCAGUGCUUCCACAGAUUAGGCCAUCAAAGGAAAGACUGGCAAGCAGGUACAGUGACCAAAAAUUAUAAGUAACAGAUGUUAAGAGCUAAUUUUGAACAACUGUUCUAUAUUUGCCUCUUGUCAAGCCACUAACCUGUGAUCAGCCUUUUGUUAUUAUUAUUAUUAUUAUUAUUAUUAUUAUUAUUAUUUAUUUUUGAGAAGAGAGGGAAAAAGAAAGCCUUCCUUCCCAUGAAGGAAAUAUAAAGACGUAGGGAGAGUGAUUUCAGGCUAUCAAACUACAUGGCUUGCUCUGUCUACCAGAUUCUUGAGAAAUGGAAGACACUUUUAUCAGUCUUACGAAAAGGGUGAACGUUAAAGUUUUUCAGAGUGACAAUUUUUUCUUCACAAGGCCUUUUAGCCUCCAAAGAACCCCUGUAGUAGGACUGAAACAACUUGCACUACUCUUAGGCUAUAAACCUUGCUUAACUAUGACUGUCAUUGGGUACAACUACAGGGCUCAAUGUACCAAUUAAACACUUGCUUCCCAGGUAAAAAUUGCUUAAAGAGAAGUAUUUAAGGUUUGCUGGCACCAAUCUCACCAUAACAACAAAGUUGUCAUUAAGAGCCGGGGGCUGGGGAUUUUCCCCUGCUACUAUGAAUGUGGCCCUUAAUUCUAGAACACAAUAAUUUUCAGUAAUUGGGUUAUCCAAUAAAGUCCUUAUAGCCAUCAUCAUUAUUAUUAUUAUUGGAAAAUAAAAGAAAAAUAGAACUAAAAGAAAUCCCAAAACAAUGAAAAUAAAUGAAGGGCAGCUGUAUAUACUCACUAUGAGUGUAGCAGCUUUUAAUAAUGUUCCUGCAGUGUCACCAAGUUAGAAUACAGUGAAACCUGUAUUAAGCAGACACUGCAUAAAGCGGACACCCCCUGUUAAGUGGACAGUAGCCGAAGUCCCCAAAUUUAUUUCCCUAAUAUUUACUUUAAAUGAAACCUUUAUCAAGCAGACACCAGCUCUGUCAAGCAGAUGCGGACACCUAAAAAGUACCUGAAAUGGUCAUUUCUAUUUCUGCCAACCUGUAUUAAAUUCCACCACCCAACAUGCCAGACACUGGAAAUGCGAAAGAUUGCGUCAAAUUGCCACCCACAAAUUUUUCGAUUUUUACAUUAAAACACGUGACUUGACAAACUUAUUUGAUUAGUAUCACAGUACAGUCUUGUUUUCUAUUUCAUUUUGCUUGCAUAGAUGAUUUCUUCAAAUUUGAGUUGCAAUCCAUGUUUAUGGUACUAUGAUCAAUUGGUCCACUUUGAUCAAGAAAUUAAUGCAAACGUAUAUCGUCAUAGUCUCUGGGAGUAUUCUAAACGUUUCCACUGUUCAUUUGAAUGGCAUUUGACACCUCAUACAUGUUAUCUAUUAAAACCUGUAUUAGGCAGACACCCUGUAUUUUAAAGCGGACACUACAGCAUUCCCCAGUGUGUCUGCUUAAUACAGGUUUCACUGUAUUCUAUUUACUUUUGUUGAACAGUUAGUGCAUGAAGGGAUGGGGAAUCAUUAAUGUGUAUUUAUCUAUUGUACAAAGCACUUUUAAAAAUGAAAUGUAACCUAAGAACAAAGCUUAAUGAUGCUUAUAUGGGUAUCUCAUUUCUCUUUUUCAGUAAAUCUCAUGGGAGUUCGAAGUCUGCAACCUUUGAUGAGUGGUUGGUAGAAAAGAAAUCAAAGAAACACCAAAAACAACAAAAAGAAAAGGAAGAGAAACUGAGAAAGCAAAUAGAACAGGAAAACAAGAGAUUAGCUAGGAUAGAGGGGCAAAAGAGCUUUGAGGACUGGAAAAAUUCCAAAUCAAAACAAAAACUUGACUUGUCUGCCUUGGAAAAGAAAAGAGACGAUAUCAUUCGAGAAGAGCCUGGAAGGCAUUAUAGUUUGAGUUUUGAACGGUGGUUGAGUAGAAAUCACGGUACUUUAGAUCUUUAUUAUUAAAUUGUUCAGCCUGCCAACAUGCUGUAUGUCAAAGACAUUAAAAUUUUGUAAGUA